UUUAAGAAAGUGAGGGGGGACAUUCUCAAGUUCUCCUGUUUUUCCUUUGCCUCCUUAUAUGGUCAAACCAUGACGGUGGAAUCAGUGGGCAAGAGUGGAGUAGGUCAGAACUCAGAAAGAAAGAGAGCGGGAAGAAUGAGAGCGAGAGGAAAGUGGUGAGAAGUGUAGAGGAGAGAGGUAUGCAGCGUCGUGUGCUUGGGACACUGGGGACUUCCAGAGGCAGCCGGCCACACACGCGUUAGUGAGGUGGGAUUCCCGGUGCAAAGAUGACAGAGCGCUAUGACUGCCACUACUGUAAGGAAUCCCUGUUCGGGAAGAAAUACGUCCUGAGAGAGGAGAACCCAUACUGUGUCAAAUGCUACGAGAGCCUGUACUCAAACACCUGUGAGGACUGCAAGAAACCCAUCGGCUGCAACACCAGGGACCUUUCCUAUAAGGACCGCCACUGGCACGAGGAGUGUUUCCAGUGCUUCCAGUGUAAACGCUCUCUGGUGGACAAGCCCUUCUCCACCAAGGAUGACCAGCUGCUCUGCACUGAGUGCUACUCCAAUGAGUACUCCUCCAAGUGCCACGAGUGCAAGAAGACCAUCAUGCCUGGCUCCAGGAAGAUGGAGCAUAAGGGUAACAGCUGGCAUGAGACCUGCUUCACCUGCCAGCGUUGCCAGCAGCCCAUCGGCACCAAGAGCUUCAUCCCCAAGGAGAACCACAACUUCUGUGUGCCCUGCUAUGAGAAACAGUUUGCCAUGCAGUGUGUGCACUGCAAGAAACCCAUCACUACUGGCGGGGUGACCUAUCGUGACCAGCCCUGGCAUAAGGACUGCUUCCUGUGCACCGGCUGCAAGCAGCAGCUGUCUGGCCAGCGCUUCACCUCCCGUGACGACUUUGCCUACUGCCUCAACUGUUUCUGCAACCUGUAUGCCAAGAAGUGUGCUUCCUGCACCACCCCCAUCAGCGGUCUGGGUGGCAGUAAGUACAUCUCGUUUGAAGAGCGCCAGUGGCACAACGACUGCUUCAACUGUAAGAAGUGCUCCGUCUCCCUGGUGGGCCGGGGUUUCCUCACCGAGCGUGACGACAUCCUGUGCCCCGAGUGUGGCAAAGACAUCUGAUUGGCAGGCAGCGAGUGGCCGACACGUCUGAUUGGAUAGUAACAAAACAACCAGGAAGUAACAAUGACCUAUCAGAGCACAACUGAGCAUCACUGUGUAUAUAUAUAUAUAUAUAUAUAUAUACACACACAGCUGAAGUCAGAAGUUUACAUACAUCUUAGUCUAAUACAUUUAAACUAAGU
Molecule: messenger RNA, 1288 nt
Organism: Salmo salar (Atlantic salmon)
Lineage: Eukaryota; Metazoa; Chordata; Actinopteri; Salmoniformes; Salmonidae
Gene: fhl2a
Product: four and a half LIM domains 2a
Cellular component (GO): Z disc; nucleus
Molecular function (GO): transcription coregulator activity
Source: RefSeq, a predicted model, not a curated record